This is a messenger RNA of Penicillium antarcticum, 204 nucleotides long. RefSeq names its product 40S ribosomal protein uS14. NCBI's taxonomy places the organism in Eukaryota, Fungi, Ascomycota, Eurotiomycetes, Eurotiales, Aspergillaceae. The transcript is spliced from 5 exons. Bases 1 to 204 code for a protein of 67 amino acids. The record is from RefSeq and is a predicted model, not a curated record. Gene Ontology annotation, biological process: translation. Gene Ontology annotation, cellular component: ribosome; cytosolic small ribosomal subunit. Gene Ontology annotation, molecular function: structural constituent of ribosome; zinc ion binding.
AUGACUCACGAGAGCGUUUGGUACAGCCGCCCCCGCAAGUACGGCAAGGGCUCCCGCGAAUGCCGUGUCUGCUCCCACCGCGCCGGUCUCAUCCGCAAGUACGGUGUAUGGAAACCUUCCCUGGCAUUCACUUUGAAUAUGAACAUCUGCCGUCAGUGCUUCCGUGAGAAGUCCACAGACAUCGGUUUCAACAAGUACCGCUAA